Molecule: messenger RNA, 3636 nt
Organism: Penicillium riverlandense
Lineage: Eukaryota; Fungi; Ascomycota; Eurotiomycetes; Eurotiales; Aspergillaceae
Exons: 1
Coding region: 1-3636 (1211 amino acids)
Biological process (GO): spliceosomal complex disassembly
Cellular component (GO): catalytic step 2 spliceosome; intracellular anatomical structure
Molecular function (GO): ATP binding; RNA binding
Source: RefSeq, a predicted model, not a curated record
AUGGAUGACCUAGAGUCUCUGGAGCUUCUCUCGCUCGUCUCGCGAGUGACGAACGAGCUCCAGAACUACCUGGGCAUCAACGACAAGACCUUGGCCGAGUUCGUCAUCGACCAGCACCUCAAAUGCAGCGGCUUCCCCGAAUUCAAGAAAGGCCUCGACGACAUGGGUGCCGAGUUCCCCCAGAGUCUGAUGGAGAGUCUCGAUCGCCUCAUCCUGACCAUGCACCCGAAGUACAAGGCCAAGAAGACUCAGAAUGGCGACGCGGCGGCUGCGCAUGAUGGCGACGACAUGGAUGUGCUCGAUGCUUUGGAGAAGAAGUCGCGUGUGUUCAAGGGUCUGGCUGUUCCUGACACGGAGAAACGAUGGGUUGAAAACGAUUACAUGGAUCCCCAGGAGGCCGCGGACGGGGCCGAUGCCCAAGCGGGCGCCAUGGACGAUACAUUUGCGAUGCUGGAGGGUCUGGCGGGACAGCCGCGCGCGGCUAGGGAUGAUCGCAGCAGCACCAGGAAACGGAGCCGCAGUCCAGAGCAUGAUGAUUACAACCGGGGGCGCCGGCGCCGGGACAAAUAUCGGUCCCGGUCAAGGUCUCGCAACGGCAAAAACGACCUUGUGGACGAGUUUGGUCGAUCCAUCGGUGGCCAUCGCAACGGCCACAGCGAUCGUCGGAGACACCGAGACGAUGAUCUUCGCCGUCCGCCCGUCGAGCUCGAUGAACACCCAAUCCUCUACAAGAUCUACGAUGGCCGAGUGACUGGCGUGAAGGAUUUCGGUGCCUUUGUAAAUCUACAGGGUGUUCAAGGGAAGGUGGAUGGCCUCGUUCAUAUUUCGGCUAUGCGGGAAGGAAUGCGAGUGAAUCACCCGUCUGAUCUAGUAUCUCGCGGGCAGCCCGUCAAAGUCAAAGUGGCUAGCAUCCAGGGCACUCGCAUUGGCUUGUCGAUGAAGGAAGUGGAUCAAGAGACAGGCAUGGAUCUUGUGCCUCAGCGCCGCUUAGCAUCUGGUGCAAAUAUGGAGCGCCUCGACGGAACAUCCGCAGCAGAUGACAAGUAUGGCAGCCUUAGCUCGGAUGUCCCUGUCAUCGAAUCAGAUGGACGACCUAUGCGGAAUCGCAAACGGCUUACCUCUCCCGAGAGAUGGGAAAUCAAACAGUUGAUCGCGUCUGGUGCCGUGAGUGCGGCGGAUUACCCCGAUCUCGAUGAGGAAUACCAUGCGACGUUGACGGGAGAAGCCACCUUCGAAGAAGAGGAAGAUGUCGACAUUGAAGUCAAGGACGAAGAGCCCCCGUUCCUAGCUGGACAGACUAAACAAUCCCUUGAACUCUCGCCUAUUCGCGUUGUCAAAGCACCCGAUGGUUCUAUGAAUCGUGCGGCAAUGUCAGGUACCAGCCUUGCCAAGGAGCGACGCGAGCUGAAACAGCAAGAGGCGCAGGGCAAGGCGGCUGAACGUGCUGCUGAUGUCGACCUGAAUGCUCAAUGGCAGGAUCCUAUGGUCGCACCCGAAGACCGACAGUUCGCUACAGACCUACGAUCUGCGCAACAACCUAAGGAUGAGUCUGUACCGGAAUGGAAACGGGUUACUAUGGGCAAGAACACAUCGUUUGGCAAGCGGACCAACAUGACUAUUAAACAGCAACGCGAAAGCUUGCCGGUAUACAAAUUUCGCAAGCAACUGCUAGAUGCUGUGAAGGAAAAUCAGUUGAUGAUCGUCGUCGGCGACACUGGCUCGGGGAAGACUACGCAGUUGACGCAGUACCUAGCCGAGGCCGGGUAUGCAAACAACGGUAUCAUCGGCUGUACUCAGCCACGUCGUGUUGCUGCUAUGUCCGUGGCCAAACGUGUUUCCGAGGAAGUGGGCUGCAACCUUGGUGCAGAAGUUGGAUACACCAUUCGUUUCGAAGACUGCACUAGCCCCGAGACCAAAAUCAAGUACAUGACAGACGGCAUGCUUCAAAGAGAGAUUCUCUUGGACCCUGACAUUAAGAGAUACUCCGUGAUCAUGCUUGACGAAGCGCACGAGCGCACGAUCGCGACCGAUGUUCUCUUCGGUCUAUUGAAGAAGACGGUCAAGCGAAGACCCGAUCUACGACUCAUUAUCACAUCCGCCACACUAGACGCCGAGAAGUUCUCAGAAUUUUUCAAUGGGUGUCCUAUCUUCUCGAUUCCUGGCCGAACAUUCCCUGUCGAAAUUAUGUAUUCAAAAGAGCCCGAAGAAGACUACCUCGACGCUUCCCUCCUCACCGUCAUGCAAAUUCAUUUGACCGAGCCUUUGGGUGAUAUUCUUCUCUUCUUGACUGGACAGGAAGAAAUCGACACAGCAUGCGAAAUUCUAUUUGAACGGAUGAAGGCGUUAGGGCCCACCGUGCCCGAAUUGGUCAUUCUUCCCGUCUAUUCUGCUCUUCCUAGUGAGAUGCAAAGCCGGAUCUUUGAGCCCCCGCCACCGGGUGGCCGGAAAGUUGUUAUCGCGACCAACAUCGCUGAGACCUCGAUCACCAUUGACAAUGUCUACUAUGUCAUCGAUCCCGGAUUUGUGAAACAAAAUGCCUACGACCCGAAGCUCGGCAUGGAUUCCCUAGUAGUCACUCCGAUUUCUCAAGCGCAGGCCAAACAGCGUGCGGGACGUGCUGGACGAACAGGCCCAGGAAAGUGUUUCCGUCUAUAUACCGAAGCGGCCUAUCAAUCUGAGAUGCUUCCGACGACCAUUCCGGAUAUACAGCGCCAAAACCUCUCGAUGACCAUCCUGAUGCUCAAAGCCAUGGGCAUCAAUGACCUCCUCCAUUUUGAUUUCAUGGAUCCACCCCCGACCAACACCAUGUUGACCGCGCUCGAGGAACUCUAUGCACUGUCCGCUCUAGACGACGAAGGUCUCUUAACCCGGUUAGGACGAAAGAUGGCCGAUUUCCCUAUGGAACCCGCGCUCGCCAAGGUUCUCAUUGCAUCGGUAGACAUGGGUUGCUCCGAAGAAAUUCUCACGAUUGUCGCUAUGCUUUCUAUCCAUUCGAUCUUCUACCGCCCAAAGGAGAAACAGCAACAGGCCGACCAGAAGAAGUCCAAAUUCCACGAUCCGCAUGGCGACCAUCUAACACUGCUCAACGUUUACAACGGUUGGAAGAAUGCGAAGUUCAACAAUGCGUGGUGCUUUGAAAACUUCAUUCAGGCUCGACAAAUAAAACGCGCACAGGAUAUUCGCCAACAACUCCUCGGGAUUAUGACUCGCUACCACCAUAAGAUUGUUUCUUGCGGCCGGAACACUACCAAGGUGCGACAAGCUCUCUGCACAGGCUUCUUCCGCAACUCGGCUCGCAAAGAUCCCCAAGAGGGGUACAAAACGUUGGUAGAAGGCACGCCCGUGUACAUGCACCCCAGUUCCGCGCUGUUUGGGAAGCAAGCUGAGCACGUCAUCUACGCUACUUUGGUUCUCACGACGAAGGAAUACAUGCACUGCACCACAGCGAUUGAACCGAAAUGGCUUGUUGAAGCAGCCCCGACCUUCUUCAAGGUCGCACCCACCGACCGUCUCUCCAAGCGCAAGAAGGCCGAGCGCAUCCAGCCUCUGCACAAUCGGUUUGCCGGCGAAGAUGAUUGGCGCUUGUCAGCACAGCGGCGCCAAGGCAGAGGAGGUGGUGGUGGGACUUGGGGUUAG